This is a messenger RNA of Nymphaea colorata (pocket water lily), 3676 nucleotides long. Its product is annotated as glucosamine inositolphosphorylceramide transferase 1-like. The coding region runs from base 641 to 2911 and encodes 756 amino acids. Gene Ontology annotation, molecular function: glycosyltransferase activity. The transcript is spliced from 4 exons. Gene Ontology annotation, cellular component: membrane. Lineage: Eukaryota; Viridiplantae; Streptophyta; Magnoliopsida; Nymphaeales; Nymphaeaceae. The record is from RefSeq and is a predicted model, not a curated record.
GGACUGCAGGAACGCAGAAUUUGAAAAAAUAGGGUCAAAGGCGGCCGGCACGAAAGCAGCCAUUGUGUGCGUUGUCUGAUGUCUGAACGUGGAGCGAACUUUCUUCCUGUCUGGAUUUCACUUUUCAAAUUCUUCUGUGCCUCUUGGUUGUGCCAGAAGUGUGGUAUGAAUGCCGCUUUCUAUGGUAAAAGUGCUUGUUUCAGUGAAAGGAUCCAAAGGAAGGAUCCUGUAAAUUGUGGAGCACGGAACCACCAGCCAGAUAGAGUUAUUUCCUCGGGUGGUUGUUUUUUGCGUAGGUUUUUCCCUUGGUGGUGCCAUCUCCGGCAGGUGUCCGCUAUCUUUGAGUUAAAAGUCCUGCCCUUCAGUGAAAGCUGGUCCCUUGCGAAGCUCAGAGUUCAUUUCAUGGAGUUACGGCCAGGAUGGCUAUAAUGCUAUAAUUGGUUUCUAAUAUGAUUCUUGAGUUUGUGUAGAUAGAUCAAGGUGGACAUCUUGUGCACUGAGAACUGCUCGUCUUCUAAGUUGGAUCUUGUGGGUUCUGUCAUGUCUGCCUGUUCACUCUAAAGAGAUGCGCAUUUGGGCUGUCCAUUUGUUGGGUGUUCUGUGAGUUUCUGAGGGAGACGUAUUGUUGGUGGAAGGGGAAAUGGGGGAGAAGGGCGUGAAGAGCUCGAAUUCAAUGGGUUUAGGGUGUUGUGGGUGGAGGUGGGCGUGCUCGAGUGGGAGUUCCUUCUCCUCCUCGAAUUCUGUAAUUCUUCUGGGAUUCCUUCUGGUGCUUGCCACCUUCGGUUCUCUGUUUGCUUGGUUGACAAUCUCCCCCUUUGGGAGGCCUGGUACAGGGUUAGUCGGUUGUCGUGAAGACGGCGAAGGAUCAUGGUCGAUUGGAGUUUUUUACGGGAAGUCCCCAUUCUCUCUUCGGCCGAUUGAAAUGGAAACUCUAGAGGCCAAUAUGAGCUCCGCAUGGCCGGUUGCGAAUCCGGUGUUUACUUGUGCUUCUGUGGCAGACUAUAGAUACCCGAGCAACUUUGUAGCAGACCCUUUCCUUUUUAUUGAGCACUCUCCUACUCAAAGAGGAUAUAAACUUUAUAUGUUUUUUGAAACAAAGAAUUCUCUUACGAUGCAAGGAGAUAUUGGCGUUGCCCUUAGUGUUGACAAAGGUGCAACAUGGAAGUAUUUGGGAAUUGCCUUAGAUGAAGAAUGGCACCUUUCUUAUCCAUAUGUAUUCGAUUAUCAGGGCCAAAUAUACCUGAUGCCUGAAGGUAAUAGAAAGGGAGAUCUUCGGCUUUAUCGUGCAUUGGAGUUUCCUCUUCAAUGGACUUUGGAGAAGGUGCUUAUAAAGAAACCUCUAAUUGAUGCCACAAUGAUCCAGUAUGAAGGGUAUUACUGGAUUUUUGGUUCUGAUUUCACACGUCAUGGUACAGAGAAGAAUGCAGAGCUUGAAAUUUGGUACAGCAGGUCACCACUUGGUCCCUGGAAACAGCAUAAGCAAAACCCAGUUCACUCUAGGGACAAAAGUUUGGGUGCUCGAAAUGCUGGAAGACCUUUCAUAUAUGAAGGUUCCUUGUAUCGAAGUGGACAGGACUGUGGUGAAACCUAUGGCCGAAGAGUUCGUCUGUAUAAAGUGGAAAUUCUCAGCACAGAAAAUUACAGAGAAGUAGAAGUGCCAUUAGGGAUUGAGGAGUCAAAAAAAGGCCGUAAUGCAUGGAAUGGUAUUAGGUACCAUCACUUGGAUGCUCAACAGCUUCCAUCUGGUGACUGGAUUGCAUUAAUGGAUGGUGAUCGUGUCCCUUCUGGUGAUUCAAGCAGGAGGCUGUUCAUUGCCUUUACAGGACUGACUUUUGUUGUUCUUCUCAUAAUAGCCGUUGGAUUUUCGGUGGGAUGUGUAAUGUGCAUGCUUCCAACAAGCUGGGGUUUAGGUUCUAACAGGAGAAAUGAUACUAUAUGUGUUUGGGUUCAGCCACAAUUUAGCUUGAAGCUGCGAAAAUGUUUUAUAUUGUUUAACAGAACCAGUUCAUCUCUUCAGGGUCAAUUAAGGCUAAACACAUGCUUGGGCAAAUCCAUUCUGUGUGUACUUUCCACUAUAGGGGUAGUAGCAGUGUGUGUGGUUGUUUCGUUUCUCUUUGGAGGAAAUGGUGCUGAAGAGGCAUACCCCUUUAAAGGGGAGUACUCACAGUUCACAAUGCUGACAAUGACAUAUGAAGCUCGUCUGUGGAAUCUGAAGCUCUAUGUAAAGCAUUAUUCACGAUGUGCUUCUGUUAGAGAAAUUGUAGUAAUUUGGAACAAAGGUAAUCCUCCAGAUGAAAGGGAAUUUGACUCUGCAGUUCCAGUUCGUAUUCGUGUGGAGAGACUCAAUUCUUUGAACAACCGCUUUAAAGUUGAUCCUCUCAUAAAAACUAGGGCAGUUCUUGAACUUGAUGAUGAUAUAAUGAUGACAUGUAAUGACUUGGAAAGAGGGUUCAAGGUUUGGCGAGAACACCCUGAGAGACUUGUAGGUUUCUAUCCUCGACUUGUUAAUGGGAAGCCCUUGCAGUACAGAAAUGAGAGGUAUGCUCGAAAGAUGAAUGGUUACAACAUGAUAUUAACUGGAGCUGCCUUCAUGGAUGGUGAAAUUGCAUUUAAGAGGUAUUGGAGUGAAAUGGCAAAAGAAGGAAGGGCCAUGGUUGAUAAGUUCUUCAACUGUGAAGACGUCUUGAUGAAUUUUAUUUAUGCUAACUUGAGUACUGCAAGAACUGUUGAGUAUGUUCAUCCUGCUUGGGCAAUAGAUACUUCAAAGUUUUCAAGUUCUGCCAUUAGUCGGGACACAGGAGCACAUUACAAGAAAAGGACCAACUGCUUGCUCAAAUUCACUGAUCUGUAUGGUCCUCUCCCAGCCAAGGAAUGGGAAUUUGGUAUGCGUCUGGAUGGUUGGGAUGCAUAGUCCAACUUGAUUCAAACCUGAGUUAUUAGAACAAUUCACAUUAGCAAAUGACAAUAUGUCCCAGGGAUGUGGCUGAGUGCUGCGAUCUGACAUGAUAUACUGGGAAGUGAUACUAAACUCAGUGUUAAGUGAAUGAAUCUCAUUUCUCAUUCUGCAUCUAUGGGACCAGUUAAAUUUUGCAUUCUGAUAUUUGAUUUUGUGCUCGUGACAUGGCUUUGAACUUUGAAGAACAUUUCCUACAAACCACAUGGAACAUGUGAAGGUGAUGACAGAUCCGAGUUCAUGAUGCAUUAUUAUGCUCUCCGUUAUUGUGACCAGCUAGCUUCUGAUGAAUGUUGUAAUGUCCUUUGAUAUGGAAGACUUGUUCAUAGUGACAUAAGCGCCAAUGGAGACUUUUAACUCAUGUUCUAGCUAGAUUGCAAUUGCAAGAACGCAGGUGAGAGGUGUCCUGUUGGAAAUCAAAUGAUGAUGUUUUCAUAAUUCAACUACCUAUUAAAGAUGCAUUAAUCACCUUUGAUAGACUGUUCACUCUGAGAAUGUGUAAUCUUCUUGGACAUCCAAUUUUUCCACCUGUCUUGUCGGUCUGCAGAAUAUGAUUGUACUGAUGUUUGCUGUAUAUUUUAUUGCUGGUGGAUCGUCUGUGCAUGGACCAUGAUCUGCCUGAGUUUCAAUUGUCUUGUCUCAAACUCCCUGAAUUGGUCAAAUGACCUUGGACCAAUCUUGUGAUGAUCUGGCGCUUGAAUAACACAGAACUUGUAUCGCUUA